Rhopalosiphum maidis (corn leaf aphid) is the source of this 1053-nucleotide messenger RNA. Its product is annotated as ubiquitin thioesterase otubain-like. The coding region runs from base 210 to 995 and encodes 261 amino acids. Gene Ontology annotation, cellular component: nucleus. Gene Ontology annotation, molecular function: cysteine-type deubiquitinase activity; ubiquitin binding. Lineage: Eukaryota; Metazoa; Arthropoda; Insecta; Hemiptera; Aphididae. The record is from RefSeq and is a predicted model, not a curated record. The transcript has 6 exons. Gene Ontology annotation, biological process: protein K48-linked deubiquitination.
AUUUAUAAGAUAAACCUAAGCAUUAAGCUAAUAGGCUUAGUAGGUAUUUACUAUUAUUUAUUUAGUCUAAACUUAAGUAAAAAUUAUACCUAGCAUUAUCAUAUUUUAGUUCUUAAUAUAUGCUGAUUGUUUGUCGCAAUUAUUCAAUACAUUCGAUUUAAAUCAGUAAGUUUGUUAAUAUCACAUUUUAAAAAUAGGCUUUUUAUAAUAUGGAUAAUAAUCAUGAAACAGCAGCAACUAAACCAGAAGGUCUAGAACAAGAUGAGUUAAUAAUUCAACAACACCGAGAAAUUGAAAAGGAGAUUUCUGAUUCUAUAUUGUUAAUUGGUGAAAAAGAAGAAUUAACAUCACUUGAAACCGAAUACAUCAAUGAUCCCGUGUACUUAACUAAAAUUCAAGAUCUAAAUAAAAAGUACAAGUGCAUGAGACGUGCAAGACCAGAUGGUAACUGCUUCUUUAGGUCAUUUGCUUUUGCAUAUUUUGAAUAUUUGAUAGACCAUAAUGAAGAAUAUAAGCAUUUUAAAGAGCGUGCUCUAAAAAGCAAAGAUGAACUGAUCUCUUGUGGUUUUACACAAUUCACAUUGGAGGAUUUUCAUGAUACAUUUAUGGAAGUGGUAAAUUUGAUUGGUGAAGGCCAACAUGAAAAAUUAUAUGAUACUUUCAAUAUGCAAGGUUACUCAGACUAUGUGGUAGUGUAUCUUCGUUUGAUAACCUCAGGACAACUGCAAAAAGAUGCUGAGUUUUAUAAACAUUUUAUUGAGGGGGAUCGGACUGUUGUAGAGUUUUGUCACCAGGAAGUAGAACCGAUGUUUAAAGAAAGUGAUCAUAUUCAUAUUAUUGCAUUAAGUACAGCUUUAAAUGUUGGAGUUCGAGUAAGAUAUAUGGAUAGAGGUGAAUCAUCUGAAGCUAUUGCUCAUGAUUUCCCUGAAGGAUCUCCAGUUUGUGUUCAUCUUCUCUAUAGGCCAGGCCAUUAUGAUAUAUUAUACAGUAGAUAAAGUCAAAUGUAAUGAAAUAUGGAGUUAUUUAAUAAUACAAUCAAAGUCAACAUCAUUA